Acipenser ruthenus (sterlet) is the source of this 1981-nucleotide messenger RNA. RefSeq lists its product as uncharacterized. NCBI's taxonomy places the organism in Eukaryota, Metazoa, Chordata, Actinopteri, Acipenseriformes, Acipenseridae. The transcript is spliced from 5 exons. The record is from RefSeq and is a predicted model, not a curated record. The coding region runs from base 124 to 1344 and encodes 406 amino acids.
AGCGCGCAGAAUGUGAUUGGCUGAGCAGCCCACGGGAGGCUCCCUUGUAAGGCGGGGCUUCGGAGUGUUUUCAGGACGGGUCAGUCGGACGGUACAGACAGGAGAACAAAACAGUCAGCCAGCAUGGCUAGGAAAAGAACCGACCUCUACGUUUGGGAAAAGCUGCAGAUUUUAGACGAGCUGAAAAACGGCAAGACGCAGAUGCAAAUCGUGCGAGAGCGGGGGAUCAAACAGUCUUCCCUCGCCACGCUGAAGCGCAACGAGGAGAAGAUCCGACAGCAAGCGGCUUCCAGCGAGCACCCGCAGCAGCGGCGCUUCAAGCCGGCCUCCCCGGAGACGGUGGAGAGCGCGCUGUGGAAGUGGUUCAGGUUCAUGAGACCAGCAGACGCGCCGCUAUCCGAUCAAGCAUUGCUCCAACAGGCCGAGGAAAUCGCCCAACGCCUUGGGAUCCGAAACUUUGACUCUUCCAACGGUUGGCUGCAGAGGUGGAAACUUUCCCACAGAGUCGAUUUUAAAGACAUCUCAAGCGAGCGGGCGGCAGUUGUUGUACACGAAACGCUGCAGAGCGCACAGCCGAGUCAAGCAGAGGCCGGUCUGCAACACACACGCGAAUUCCGCCCUGAAACAUCGGAGCUGCGCGGUGCAUGUUCUGUGAAGCAGCAGCUGUGUGACUCUAAUCUGAGCUCGGCAGCGAGUGAUGAGAGCACCCAUCCCUCCCCGUCUCUGCUCCCCACAACCGCCGAGGCGGAGAGGGCGCUGGAGUUGCUGCACCGCUACCUGGAAAUGCACGGCAGGAGGACCGAUGACUUGCGCAGCGUGGCGAAUGCAAUCAACGAAGUGGCGCGGGAGCAGCGCCUGCAGAUGCAGUGCACAGUUGCAGGGCUGAGAAGCUUUCAGGACGAUGUGAAGCUGGACCGCGUUGCUGCCCCUCAUGUUGGGAGCUGUUGGGGGGCCUCUCCCCCUAAUCCUGCCCCCGUGUCUGCAGUGAAGGAGGAGCACACUGGGUGUGACUGGAGCGCCGGGCAUCGCCACAUCGAGGGGCCAUUUAUUUCAGAUUUGCUGGAAGACAUUGACAGCGACUCCCAUCUCGCACUCCCUGAUCCAAACACAGUGGAAACACAGACUGAGGACUGUGAGCAGCAUUCUGCACCACAAGACUCCCACGCGGAGCCUGACAAGCAAGCGGAAGAGAAAAUGAAAAGCCAGCCAGGUGAUAAGUGGCUGGCAAUAGAAUAUGAGAAACUGCAACUGAAGCGUGCCAAACUGGAGCUCCUGCGAGAGCAGGUGGACUUGGGGAGAAGCCAGUCGCAGACCCUGAAAGACAUUUUAACAGCAUUGAAAUAGGUGCUCCAGCUGCCUGCAUCGGAUCAAGGGGUCCCCCGAACCGAAAGCGAGUGGGGGGGGCCUUUAUUAAAAACCAUUUCAAGCAACUGAAAACUGAGCAAAUUUUUUUUUUUUUUUUUGAAAUCUUUACAGAAUGUUCUGGGGCAUCCUUUGCUGAGUUGGAGCACCACUGGUCUAAAUGAGCCCUCCUACACCGCAGUGAACCCUGUGGCUCUCAUGGACUCCUUGCCAAUGCAAUAGGAGCGUGCCUGGAGAGUUCUGGCACUCUGCCGUGUUCUAGAAUGUGGUGCGAUGAUGUCAUGUCGCUGAUUCACAGAGUCUGCACCACAGAGAAAUCAUUGCUGUAUGCUUGCAUUGUAAACCAGUGCUAAAUAACAAGACUAACUCAGGUUGUGGAUGUGAUGGACUGGGAAGUGAUAUUCAAGGAGCACUCUGUUUAAAUUCAAGUGAUUCGGUUUAUUCAUUCAUCAUUUUAAACAAGCACUCAUUUCACACGUUCAAAAACAAAAUCACAACUUUUUAAAAUCGGCUUUUUUUUUUUUUUUCUUUGUAGAAAAUGAUUUUUUAAAAUCAAAAAAUUCCUGUACUGUGUAUAGAAAAAAAAAGAUCUGAAAUCCCAAUAAAAAGAUCAACCAGC